AUGAGCCCUACAAGCAUUUCAAAUGCAUCUACAAGCGACUCUGCCCAUUCUGAUGGGCUUUCGGGUCAGCCUGGAGCUGUUGUAGCUGCGAUUUGUGUCGCCUUUGCCUUGUUGUUCGGCCUAACUCUCUACCAGUUGGGUUGCAGGAAAAGGAACACCCCACGCCAAACAGUUUUCCCAGGUCAUGUGCCACGAGACGAGCAACAAAGCCAAUAUGGAAUUCUUGCUUUGAGGCCGCUCGACCGCUCACCCCGAAGAGAUCUCCCAACUAGACCUCCAUUAGCAAAGAUAGCGCAUAGCAAGCUUGACAUGGCUGCCCAACUUGCGGCGGCGACAACGUGCUCUGUUUGUCUGGACGACUUCGUAGCCGGUACUCUUGUUGCCCAACUUCCAUGCGGCCACAUCUUUUGCUCGGAAUGCAUCGAAUCCUGGCUCAUGAAGCGCGGUGCUACGUGUCCAUUGUGGUACGUCGUCAUGCUCAGAGUAGGUAUGUGA
This is a messenger RNA of Colletotrichum truncatum, 495 nucleotides long. RefSeq lists its product as uncharacterized. The record is from RefSeq and is a predicted model, not a curated record. Lineage: Eukaryota; Fungi; Ascomycota; Sordariomycetes; Glomerellales; Glomerellaceae.